This is a messenger RNA of Zychaea mexicana, 402 nucleotides long. Its product is annotated as nucleoside-diphosphate kinase. Gene Ontology annotation, biological process: UTP biosynthetic process; GTP biosynthetic process; CTP biosynthetic process. Gene Ontology annotation, molecular function: nucleoside diphosphate kinase activity. NCBI's taxonomy places the organism in Eukaryota, Fungi, Mucoromycota, Mucoromycetes, Mucorales, Lichtheimiaceae. The annotation marks the transcript as partial. The record is from RefSeq and is a predicted model, not a curated record. The transcript is spliced from 3 exons.
AUUCAACGCACCCUCUCUAUCAUUAAACCUGAUGCUGUCCAGGCUAAUAAGCAAAACGCUAUUGUUGCCAAGAUUAAGGAUGCUGGAUUCACGAUCGUUCAAGAACGCCAAGUACACCUUACUUUGGAUCAAGCACGUCUGUUUUACCGUGAGCACGAAGGAAAGCCAUUCUAUGGUGAAUUGACUCAAUGGAUGAGCAGUGGACCUAUUCAUGCGAUGAUUUUGGAAAAAAACAACGCGAUCCAGGACUGGCGUGCCAAAAUGGGUCCCACGGAUCCUGUCAAGGCGCGUGAUAUUGAACCAAACAGCAUUCGCGCUCUUUUCGGUACAGAUGGUAUGAGCAAUGCUACCCAUGGAAGCGAUUGUCAGACUAGCGCCGAACGAGAGAUUCAGAUUCUGUUC